CUUGCCACUUUGAUAUCUCUUCAACCAGCGCAACCUUGUUUGGUGCCAUGGCGACCUCGUCCACUGAUCUUCCAAGCGAAGUGCAGUGGCCUUCCUUCGUGGCCCUUCAGGAGUUGAGUCAGCUCCGCAAGGUUUGCAGGUCCAACCAUCAGACCUGCGAUCAGCUGCUCCGGCAAAGAUACCGUGAAAUCCAAGCGACUUUCGUGGCGAUCGCCCACAGAGCUGGGGAUGUCUUGGACCGACUUCCGGAAGAACUGCUGGAAGAGGACGAGGAGGAGGCGCAGGCUUCAGAGCAGUUGUGGGAUUUGAUGAGUUGGGUUCGGGAGAAAGCCAAAGGCCUUCUGGAGCUCCUGGAAGUCACUCGAGACAAGUGCCCGGACACGGAAGUCGUGAAUGGAGAUGUCCCGCAUCAGAUUUUGGCCGAGAUCGUUGCCAGAGCAGAGUUGGAAGCUCGCGGCGGUACUCGAAAUGCACGCACUAGUCAUGGCGGUACUCGAAAUGCACGCACUAGUCAUGGCGGUACUCGAAAUGCACGCACUAGUCAUGUGGAAGCUGCUUGUAGCUUCAUCCAUGCCACUCGGCAAGUGGAGGAGCUGCUGCGUCCGAUCUUAGCACCAAGACUUGGUUCAGGUCUACAUUCUUCUUCCAUUGUGCUGCACCCGCCCAUGAAUCCUCCUUCUGAGACAGAAUCCGCUUAUUCCGUGACAGAAAACACUCAGAGCAGAACUCGGCCCUCUCAGCCGCCACAGUUCCCAGGGACCAUCACAGAGGACACAGGGGGUCCGGGUCCAGAAGACUCGGCGCUGCCGGAGUCGAUGCCCGGUGGAGCUGACUUGGCGGAACUGCAAGAGCUUGAGCACCAGUUGCUUGAGGCAAGAGCUCGGCAGCCCGGGGACAGCCAGGAACUGGCCAUCAUCUUGGGCAGACUUGGUCAGGUGAAAAGGAAUCUAGGUCACCAGGCAGAAGCCAUUGAGCAUCUGAAGGAAUCUUUGCGAAUGCAGCGGUCUUUGCAAGGUGAUAUUGACCACCCAGGAAUUGCAGCCACUCUGCAUGAGCUUGGCGAUGUGACCGCUCAGACUGGA
This is a messenger RNA of Durusdinium trenchii, 1082 nucleotides long. Lineage: Eukaryota; Dinophyceae; Suessiales; Symbiodiniaceae. The record is from the annotation of a GenBank genome assembly.